Molecule: messenger RNA, 1484 nt
Organism: Dothidotthia symphoricarpi CBS 119687
Lineage: Eukaryota; Fungi; Ascomycota; Dothideomycetes; Pleosporales; Dothidotthiaceae
Exons: 3
Coding region: 135-1484 (449 amino acids)
Source: RefSeq, a predicted model, not a curated record
GCAAUCUCAAUCCCAAAUAAAUGACAAAGUCAAAAUCUGGUUCCCACUAGCACCCAAUCUUAUCCACCGCCUAUCCCAACCGCCGCGAAACCCCAAACGUCACGUCUCCCAACACCGCCCUCUCACCAGGAACCAUGUCUGAUUCCGACGCUCCGCCUCCAGAUAUUCAUGAGAAACUCAACAGUCAGACACCACGCUUCAGCGUGACCAGCGCUGUGGGCGGUCUCGGGCGCGCUAUUGGCGCGAGCAGGACACUGCAGCAAAUACUGGGGUUGCAGGACCCGGUGCCGUUUGCUCGGCCGCCUGAGGUACCGAGGGGACUGGAAGAGGAGUUUGAGGAGGGGUUGGGUGAGUAUGGCCGGGAGAGAGUUAUGAGAGUUGCGCGUUUGAAGGGGAUGGGCGAGUUGGCGGAGAUUAGUGAAGAGGGUGAGAGUCCUGUCAAGAAAGCUCUGAGGAUCAAUCCACCACGGGCUUCGGAGGUGGGAUUGAGCGCUGUGGUUGGUACACGGUCUACGUUUCUGGAUGACGACGCGCCGUCUCCAACAAAACUUCUAACAGUGCGAAAACGUGGCGCCUCUACAUCAGGGGAGAAGACAUUCGGACCACCACUCACCAAGGCCCGUGCAGAAGACAAUUCAGGCUUACCUGUUCUCCCCGUGGAUGCCGAAGCACUCUGGAAAUUCAAGUUUCCCGGAAACACCCACGCGCUGCUGACUAUCCUCCUGAACUGGUCUCAAGUCAUGUGGAGAUUUCACAACCGACUCCCCGACCCAAAGCUUCUCUCUAUCCAUCCGGUAUUUCCAUAUCCUGUUACUGUACCGCUCCAGAGACGCUUGAUAUCUGUCAGCUUUUACGAUACAAGUGUCGAGCCACACAAGGAGAUCCGCUUCCUGGGUCCCGGUGACGUAGCGGAGCUCACAUACAACGAAGUCGACACAUUCUCGGACCAAGACAAACCAAGUAACAAAAAUACCAAGAACUUGGCUGUGCACCAGCGCGUAACUACAGGGGAAGGCAGAUGGGCGUACAUCCUCAUCCAAGGUCACAAGGCAGCCGGUGGAGACACGCCGCCACACGUCAUACUCGCCUGGCACAUGUCCGCCAUGACAAACAUCUCAACGUGUCUACACACCAUCCUCCCAGCCGGCACAUCCCGCAUCCCCCGACCAGCUCCUUCUAAACCCCCACUCAAGCGCUUCAGCUCGCUGCAGAAUCUGGGCGACUUGCUAGGCGGCUCGCAGCGUCAAUUCCGACAGGCUCUCCGCUGUGCAAGUAGUUCCGAACUACCAAUCAGCGACUUGACGAGCUUGAAGCCGCAGGAUGGCGCGCAGACGCUGAAGCGCACGGUAUUGAGGUUCCGGAAGGCGGGCGGUGUGCCGCUGAUUGAGGGGUUUAGGGUGGAUGUUGGGGCUUUUAGGGCGUGGUUGGAUGCUGUGGGGAGGGGGCAAGGGAAGAUUAUUAUGUGGGCUGAGAAGGAGGUGUGA